CUCCCGUCGGAUUACAGCCGAGGCAGCACGCCGAGUGACGGUUACCGAGCCAUAAAACGUCGAAAUAAACCAACAUUACCAAAAGUGAGUAAAGAAAGAAAAUGGAUCAGUCUUCGCCAAACCGUCAACAAGGAGGAGCCGCCCCUCAGCAUGGUCCACCAGUGGGGGCCUUCAGGCUGGGUAAUAUUCCCAUUAAUGAGAGGGGCGUCCUCAGUGGAGCAGAAGUCCAGUAUGGGAGGCUACGCCAGCGCACACGUCUGUCCCAGUCGGAGAGCCAGAGCUCUGGGGCUGAAGAAGAGUGGUUGAGCACCUCCUUGGAGGCGAGCGGCUCCUAUGGCCAAAGCCCGGUCCUCCAGGGCACGCCGGCAGAGGGAGUCUGGUACCACCGCAGCGUAUAUGAGCAGGCCGAGAGCAACCACCAACGCCGGCUCGCCUCUAACGGCAACGGGCCGCUGUCAUCCUCUCCGAGGAGUCCAAACACCAGGGGCUACACGAGCUUCCAGUCCAGACGCCCCCGCGGUCAACAGCAGGAUCAGGGGCACCCCGUCACCACUGUGAAGGCCUCGGGUACCCCCCACCGUCAGUACAGUAGAGGCCGCAAUCGCACCUCCUCUGAGACCGAGAAGGGAAGCAAAGGCAGCAGGGGGCCGACGCAGAGGAAGAGAGGCCUCUCUGAGACGGAAAGCAGGCCCAGAUGGGACAAGUAUGGCACCGCUCACACAGCGAAUGGGAGAGACGUGAUUACCAAUAUGAGUGGACUGCAGUGCCUCGCCUCCGAGAACAUCUGGUUCGACAAACAGCGCUACGAUGAGGCCGAGAAGCGCUUCUACGAGGGAGCCAACGGACCCUCCACACAGCAGCAACAGGACACAGACGUUAAUGCCAUCCUGCAGGACAUUGCUAAGUACCGACAGAAUAUCCAGCAGUCCCUAAGCGGAGUGAAAACGGCCCUGCAACAGGCCAAAGGGCGCCCGCAGAAAAGGCAGCACAGAAACUCAUCCUCACAUGCAGGAGGAGACCAGGAGCUGGUGUCACGCAUGAAGAGCCUGGAACUGGAGAACCAGGCUCUGCACAAAGUUGUGGAGACCAUGAGAGAUGCCCUGCAGAAGCUGGAGUCCAGAGUGGCCAUGCUGGAAAAGUCCCCUGCACCAGCAGCCGUCCCAUGUGCUAAGGCUGCUCCAGUCCAAGCCGCUCCAGUCAAACAGGUGGAAAACGGUGGUGGUGAAGACGAUGAUGACGAUGACAUGGAUUUGUUUGGCAGUGACGAAGACGAUGACGAGGCAGCGCGCCUCAAGCAGGAGCGCCUGGAUGCCUACGCAGCCAAGAAGUCCAAGAAACCCGCCCUCAUCGCCAAGUCAUCCAUCCUGUUGGACGUCAAGCCCUGGGACGAUGAGACUGACAUGGCGAAGCUGGAGGAGUGCGUGCGCUCGGUGCAGAUGGACGGGCUCCUGUGGGGAGCAUCCAAACUGGUGCCAGUUGGCUACGGCAUCAAGAAGCUGCAGAUCAACUGUGUGGUUGAAGACGACAAAGUUGGCACAGACAUCCUGGAGGAAGAGAUCACCAAGUUCGAGGACUACGUCCAGAGUGUAGAUGUCGCUGCCUUCAAUAAGAUCUAAGCUCCACCAGCUCUUAACCCGCUCCACCAAAGUGUUGCUGCUGCUCCUGGCUUCCACGUUUAUUAAAUCUUAAGUUUUGAGCACAA
Molecule: messenger RNA, 1702 nt
Organism: Larimichthys crocea (large yellow croaker)
Lineage: Eukaryota; Metazoa; Chordata; Actinopteri; Sciaenidae
Gene: eef1da
Product: eukaryotic translation elongation factor 1 delta a (guanine nucleotide exchange protein)
Exons: 11
Coding region: 102-1616 (504 amino acids)
Biological process (GO): translational elongation
Cellular component (GO): cytosol; eukaryotic translation elongation factor 1 complex
Molecular function (GO): translation elongation factor activity; guanyl-nucleotide exchange factor activity
Source: RefSeq, a predicted model, not a curated record